AUGAAUAUGAAUUGUGUAUUUUCUGUUGUUAUCUCAAAAAUCAUCAACAAUGAUCCAAUGUCAGCUGAAAUGUUUCUCAAUCGUUAUUCGUUGCCGAGAGUGGCUCGAUUAAUUGUGCCACAGACGAAAGGUAUUUAUGAUGAAAAACUGAAUCAGUCAUCAAAUUCAAUGGCAGUAAAGAGCAAAAAGUCAGUAAAUCAUGGCAAUAGUAGUUAUCCAAUUAAUUCCAAUCAACAACAAAUGACUACCAACAGCCAUGAGAGUGGAAAUGGUGCAAACUAUCAACAGCAAAACGAUGACAUAAAAGCUAAUGCAACAACAGUCAUAGCGGAUAACAAUAAUAACGGAGAAUUAUUUUUGUUGUAUCGGCACUUGAAGAAGUAUAAAGUUUAUCAUGCGAUCAAUGCAAAAAGUGGCACGAACAGGAAGAAAGGCAUUAAGAUACCACAAGAUUUUACAGAUGAUGUUGCUGCUCCUACCUCCUAUUAUAAAGUCAUUGGAAAUGUCUCACUUACAACUUUUCUUAUUUAUCAUAAGUACAUGCUCGACGAGAAGAAAUGUCGCCAAAAUCGAGCAAAGAACUUGUUUGUUUGCCUUCAAAAUAAUAAUAAAGCUACGACAAGUGAAUGUGAAUGUAUGCCAGUAAGUGACAAUAAGCACAUUCAUAUCAAUGACCUAUUAAUGUGCAAGAAGCGACAUGAUAAGCAACACUUUUCGGCUAUCAUUGACGAUGAUGAUUUUUAUAGCCUGGCAUAA
Messenger RNA from Chironomus riparius, 756 nucleotides. The record is from the annotation of a GenBank genome assembly. Lineage: Eukaryota; Metazoa; Arthropoda; Insecta; Diptera; Chironomidae.